CCUGGGCCCCCGGGACUCCCCGCGCUGCCUCCGCCGACGGGACCGUCCGGAGGACAUGUAUUCCUCUGAGAAACGUUGGACAGCAGAUUUGGGUGUAGUGCCUGAUCGGGACCACGAACAAAGACAUCUCCAGUCAUGGAUUCAAACCAGGAUGUAGCAGUAAAACUUGCCCAGGAGCGAGCUGAAAUAGUUGCUAAAUAUGACAGAGGACGAGAAGGUGCAGAGAUUGAGCCUUGGGAAGAUGCUGAUUACCUUGUUUACAAAGUCACGGAUAGAUUUGGCUUCUUACACGAAGAGGAGCUCCCAUAUCAUAACGCAGCUAUGGAACGGCAAAAGCACCUGGAAAUUGAAAGAACUACUAAAUGGUUGAAAAUGCUAAAAGGAUGGGAAAAAUACAAGAACACUGAAAAGUUUCAUAGGAGAAUUUACAAAGGAAUCCCACUGCAGCUCAGAGGGGAAGUCUGGGCCCUCCUCCUGGAGAUCCCGAAAAUGAAGGAAGAAACCAGAGACCUGUAUAGUAAAUUAAAACACAGAGCACGGGGUUGUUCACCUGAUAUCAGACAAAUAGACCUUGAUGUCAACCGCACAUUUAGGGACCAUAUCAUGUUUAGAGACAGAUAUGGUGUGAAGCAGCAAUCCCUGUUCCACGUUCUUGCUGCAUAUUCUAUCUACAAUACGGAAGUUGGAUACUGUCAGGGGAUGAGCCAGAUCACAGCUUUACUCCUCAUGUAUAUGAAUGAAGAAGAUGCCUUCUGGGCCCUGGUCAAACUGUUCUCGGGCCCCAAACAUGCCAUGCAUGGAUUUUUUGUCCAUGGUUUUCCCAAACUCUUGAGGUUUCAAGAACAUCAUGAAAAAAUACUGAAUAAAUUUUUGUCCAAGCUUAAGCAGCACUUGGAUUCUCAAGAAAUCUACACAAGUUUUUACACAAUGAAAUGGUUUUUUCAAUGUUUCCUUGAUCGGACUCCCUUUACACUAAACCUCAGAAUAUGGGACAUCUAUAUCUUUGAAGGAGAACGAAUUCUUACUGCUAUGUCUUACACAAUCUUAAAAUUACACAGAAAACAUCUUAUGAAAUUGUCUAUGGAAGAACUUGUGGAAUUUCUUCAGGAGACCUUGGCAAAGGAUUUUUUCUUUGAAGACGACUUUGUAAUAGAGCAGCUCCAGAUUUCUAUGGUGGAACUAAAGCGGGCAAAGUUAGACCUUCCAGAACCUGGUAAAGAGGAUGAAUUUCCAAAGAAACCUUUGGGACAACUUCCCCCUGAAUCUCAAUCAGCUGGCAUCAGUCACCUGAGCAACGGACAGAGGAGUGUGGGCAGGUCAAGUCCGCAUCCGGAAGGCAGGAGAGAGAGCGGCUCGUCACCUUACAAAGCCCACGAGCAUUCCCCUCCCCGUCAAAGUAGAACAGGUACCCCCGAGAGGGCGCGGCAGCUGCGGCGGAAGUCAGUGGACGAGGAGAGUAAAAAGCUUAAAGACGAGGUGGAUUUUCAAAGGAGACUUCCAUCGGGUCCACAGGACAAUUCCAGGCAGUAUAACCACGCCGCCGCUAACCAGAAUAGCAACGCCACUUCACACGUCAAGAAGGAGUUUGUGCCCAAAUGGAAUAAGCCGUCAGAUAUCUCAGCUAUUGAGAAAACCGCCAAGUAUGCCAUUGAAGGGCGAAGUCGGGCCGCACACCCCACGCUGAGAGUCGCCGUCCCCGGUUCCGCUGACGCGCGGCCCCCCAGCGUCAGGCAGAAGGUGAAGGUGCUGGAUGCGGACGAAGGGAAGCGUGGCUCCACCGCCUCGCAGUACGACAACGUACCCGGGGACAGCGCCAGCGCGGCCCUGGAGCAGGCGCUGGAGAGGGCGCGCUCCCAGAGCCCCCGGGGCGCGGCCUACGCUCACAGCCCACGGAGGCACGCUGAGCCCAGCUCCAGUCCCUCCGGAGCCCCGAACGCGUUUACUUUCAAAAUACAGCCUCCGGGUUACGCAAAACAUCCAUCCCAGUCAGACGGGGAGGAUCGAGGGGCAGCGCACCCCCCGUCUUACAGUGAGCCCCCCACUUACCAGGGCAGUUCUCCGAAACUCAUCCCUGCUGCUAACAGCAGCUUUGUGUCUCCACCGUUUCCCCACGGGACGCCAGGGUAUCCUUCCCGGAGACCUUACGGUUCUACUCUUUCGACUGAUGUUUCUCCAGAGAAAUCUUACAGCCGCCCAGCUCCUCUGGUCCAGCCGUCCAGUCGAAUAGAAGUUCUCCCUGUUGAUAUUGGUGCUGGGGGAUAUUCGGGCAAUUCAGGGUCACCAAAGAAUGGGAAAUUCCUCCUUCCUCCAGUGGAUUGUUUGCCAGAUAACGGAAAAUGGUCGGAAGUUGGUUACGCAUUGAGACCGGAGAUGCACGGACCGUCGUGGACUCGUGAUGCCAACCGUAGCCACUUAAGCAGUUCACCCAAAUACCCCACCUUUCAACACGUCCCCUAUCAGGACCACACCCUCCCUGCAGUUUCAGUAGAUAGUCCGGUGCGGUAUCGAACUUCCCCAGCUGUGGAAGAUGCCAAUUCAUCUGGGUAUCAGUAUUCAGGGCCCUCGCCUCCAGUAUAUCACUACAGGAAUCGGGAUGGACUCUGUAUCCAGGAAUCAGUAUUGCUGUGAGAAUUGAUCUGUACUUGCUGCAGACGAGAGAAUAGAAACCAUAUGAAACCUACAUUGCUAUGUUGAUAAUUGCCAAAGCAGUAUUUUAUACAGUUGUGAACAACUCGCACAAUUCUCGUGUAUGUCAGUAAUAAGGGUAUAUGGAAGUGAUUUCAUCCCCACCUAGAUGCUGCUUAAGAUGAGCUUUUAACUUGCAUCAUCACUGAACCUGUUAAAAAGAAUUUAACCUGGAAACAUAGCAAUAGUAUUUAGGGAUGCACGCACGGUUUCAUUUAUAUCUUUCUCCAAAAUCUGAAUAUUUGUACUCUGUUAGCCCAUUCUAUUUUGAGUAAUGAUACAAAGCACUGAAAAACUGUAGAAUAGAUAUUUUUAAGGCUAUGUGUAGUGUACGUGUCUUUCAAUAGAUACUAUAUGCAUCUACGCAUACACGUUUGAACACAGAACUAAAGAAAUGUUUAAAAAAAAAAAAACUACUUUUCAUCUAGAUCCAUGGAAUAAUUUCUUCUUCUUCUUUUCCCUACCUUGUCUUUUGGUCAAGGUUUCCCCCCCCCCCCCACCCCUUAUAUUUUUAACCCAGGUCCUAAACCGACUUGAGGGUUUGCCCUGGCUUAAUUCAGCAUCUCACGGAAUGCUCAGCUUUCUCAUUCAAUUGCUCAUUCAGUUUUCAAUCUGAAAAUUAAAGACAUUGGAGAGAAAGGCUAACCACUUAAUGGUGCUUAAAAUCGGGGCAGUUUAAUUUUAUGACCGAAGGUGCAGCAUGCAAUGUAUCCAUGUUCACUGAGAGAUCAGCUUUCGUGCGUCUGUGCCCUUUUUUCUGGUCUGACCCUCGCAAAGCUCAGGGCAGAGUGUUCCUUGCCAGAUGCCCAGGAAGUGUGCACACAGCCCUCCGGCGGAUGCCAGCAGGAGAAGCUGCAAGUUACUGAUCAUCAAGCACUCACACGGGGCAGCAGAACAAAUUCCUUUACACUCAUUUGAAAGCAAGAUUAACAAUAUGGUUACUUCUUACUUCUGCCCCUUAAAUUACUGUGGAGUCUCCCCGCAGAGGGCCCCGGGGUGGCAUUCACAUGAUCUUUUCCUGGCCCUCUUCUUUAAAGAAUGUAGUCAGUGAAUAUUGCUGCUCAUAGGCCAUUAAAUUAUAUCUGUGUAAAAUUGUAAAAAAUGAUCCUAAUUAUUACUAGGAACCUCAGAUUUUGGUGGUUUUCCUUUUUUUUUAAAUAGCAUGACUUUCAUACUUUCAAAAAUCUUUUUUUUUUGUUGUUUGUUUCAGUGAAAAAUUCAGGUUCAUGGUAACAAAUCAGCAAUGUCUUUCAAAAUCUUCUGUUACACUACAAUGACCAAAACACUGACCAAGUUUUGGGCACUCCAAGAAAGUAUGCCUUUGGGUUUCACUGGAGAGCUUGUUUUCAACAUUACUUUGAUCCUAUUUGAACAAUAGGGAAUAGAAAACCUAGCAUUGAUGGUUCUUCUUGUUGCAAGUUGGGACUUUAAGCUUUCAAGGUACAGAAGUAUGUCUUUUAAAAUGAGAGUAACAUUUGUUUAGCUAGUGAAUGUGACAAUAUUUUUUAUGUAUAUAAUGAGUCUAAUAUAAUUUUAAUCAACUUGGUAAUGAUGUUAUUAAAUGGCAAAACAAAUGCAGUGUAUUAGCAGCCAAACACUGCAUGGAAACUCCGAUCUACCAGGCUCCUGGUUCAGAUCAUGUAGAAGCUUAGAAAUAAAUGUAUAUAAAAUUGUAGCUGGGGAUGUGAAUUCCAAUUUUAAACCAUGAUUCUGUGACUUGUAAUAAACCAAGCUGUACAAUUUAGUUUAUGAUAGCAGCAUCAGAGCUGUUCCAAAAUAUAUAUAUAUCUCAACAGUGGUACAUACUGUAGAUUUAUAUAUAUAAAUAUAUAUAUAUAUGCAAAAAAUAUAUGCACACACACUAUUUUCUUAUGUCACCUAUGACUUUUUUAUCUGUAUACUUUUUUUGAUGUGAUUGUUUUUAACAUGCUAAAUAAGUAUAUUUUGUUUUGUGUCUUUUAUGUGCUUUUUUCAGAUGGCAUCUCUGAUUUUUUAAAGCUAGUUCCUUUCUAACUGAGUAGAUACUGCGUAGUGUUUGCCUACAUGACUUUAUAUGUAUCACAGUUCUAUUCUAUGUUAUAUGUUUUACUAAUUUCCAGUAGUUCUGUAUUUAGAACCGUAUCACCUGCCCUUUAUUUGAUUUAAUCAGCCAUUGUUAAUAGUGAUAAGGUAUUAUUUUCAGUCUUCCCCCAUUGUAAAAUGUAGAUCUGUUAGUUUUUCAAGUAGGAAAAUUUAAUUCAGUCAUUUUGCCACCAUACAGUUUUACUCUUUCAAAUUUAUCUUUUAAUAAAAGAUAAAUAGGGAAAUAAUGAUAAAAGAUGAAAUAACAUUCAUAAAGUAGGCUAAAUAUAUUUAUAAAAAACAUUUGGUGAGGAUCUUCAUGGUGUGGAGACUGAUUUUGCUUUAACUGCAUGUACAUGAGGUAACUAUUUUGCCACUAUUAAGUCUUUUCUUCAUAGCAGUUUUGCCUAACACAGUAAGCACUUUGAUAUAGUUUUUAUUUUUUUAAUAUUUAGUUUGAAAAGUUAAAGAAACUUAGACCCAGUGUCUCAAAGGGUUUUAAAACUUCGACUCUUUCAGGUGCUUAUGUUGCUUACAGGAUUUUUAAAAUAGCUUUGAGAGCUGGGGGAUAGCCAUAGCUGUCAAAUCAGACACCCUGGUAUUGCAGGGGAGGAAAAAAAAUUCUUCUUCCUUCUGCCCUCUAGGUUCUCCAUCCAGGCCCUGUAGAUUGGACUGACAAAGGACAGACUAACGGGAGAAAAGCAACUGGAAGGUCAUUAACACGUGCGUUCUGCAUUCACGCGGUAUCCGGUGAUCAGUCACUCAAAGGGAGGGUUAGCUUGGGGUCUCUCCACCCAACUUAGUCAAGGCAGGGGUGAGGGUGGUAAGGGGGAGAAAGGGCACUUAUGGAAAAGCAGGUGACUUUCUGGAAAAUAAAUGGGCCUUAAGAGAGCAGAUGGGAGACAUGAUCGUCUGUGAUGGGGUCUGCUGGGGCACCAGAAGAGGAGGUUAUAGAGUUGCCCCAGGAGGGGAUUUAGGAGAGUUGAGUUCUUUGGGGGUGCGGGGAGCGGGGGUGGCGCUCUGCUUCUGGGCAGAUAAGGGAUUUCAGGAACUCAAAUGCUUCAGCUCAAAAAUCGUUUUUAUUGCCCAAUGGCAUAUUUUGGGGUAACAGAACCCGAUCCCCUUCACUGUCAAUGACAGAAUGUUUCUCAAAAGAAGGAAGAGAGAUUCAGGUAAUGGGGCAUUUCCGGAGAAGAAAAAUGGUUGUUUACAGGAUGUGAUGUGAUUGUUUGAACUUUUUUUCAUUUUAAGAAGAUUCUUAUACUAAAUUUAUGUCAUACUCAGUGUCACUUUAACAUGGAGUUUUAUAUUUGUUGUCAUUUCAGAUCUCCCUCAGGACUCGUUAUACUAUAAGCACAAAAAUGACGCCUGGUCAGUACUUUGCUAAGAUCCCUUUUCUUUUCAUUUUCAUGAUUAGAGAAAAGCAUUCCAUCUCCACAAAUAGGGAUUUAUUCACAGAGGAUCUACAGCUUAAUCUUCUGGAAAUAUUAUUACUUCUCAGUUAUCUUUUAUUUAUUUAAUUUUUAGCAUCUUUAUUGGAGUAUAAUUGCUUUACAGUGGUGUGUUAGUUUCUGCUUUAUAACAAAGUGAAUCAGCUAUACAUACACAUACAUCCCCAUAUCCCCUCCCUCUUGCGUCUCCCUCCCACCCUCCCUAUCCCAUCCCUCUAGGUGGUCACAAAGCACCGAGCUGAUCUCCCUGUGCUAUGCGCUGCUUCCCACCAGCUAUCCAUUUUACAUUUGGUAGUGUAUAUAAGUCCAUGCCACUCUCUCUCACUUCGUCCCAGCUCAGUUAUCUUUUAGAUUCACACCUUUGUUGUAGUAUGCACUUGAUUGUGGGUUAAUUAAGACUAUGGUUUUGGCAGUCUGUUUCUUUGUUUUAAUUGUCCUUUAAUGGAUUUUAAAUUUCAUUUCUUUUUUUUUUUUUUUUUUAAUAAUUCUUUAUUUUUUAUUUAUUUAUUUUUGGCUGUGUUGGGUCCCCGCCUCUGUGCGAGGGCUCUCUCCAGUUGCGGCGAGCGGGGGCCACUCUUCAUCGCGGUGUGCGGGCCUCUCACUAUCGCGGCCUCUCUUGUUGCGGAGCAUAGGCUCCAGACGCACAGGCUCAGCAGUUGUGGCUCAUGGGCCUAGUCGCUCCGCGGCAUGUGGGAUCUUCCCAGACCAGGGCUCGAAACCCGUGUCUCCUGCAUUGGCAGGCAGAUUCUCAACCACUGCACCACCAGGGAAGCCCUAAAUUUCAUUUCUAAUAUUGAUAUUAACACUUAUUGACCAGAUGGUUUUAAUAAGUCAAACCUUACUUUUAUAAUGACCUAAGGUAUUGAGAAUAGGAAGAAAGGAUUCCAUUUAACAUUUAUGUAUGAAUUGUACUUUCAGAAGGAUUUUCAGUUUCCAUAAAUCUAAGCAUAAUUGCCACCAUUUUAUCAAUAAGAACCCUGAAAAAUAGAGGAACAAGUAUUAGAUUUCAUAGGAGUGGAUCUUGACCCCUGCUGCUCAUUAGAACUGGAGAAAUUUUUUUAAAAAUUGAUUGUAUAUUACCACUGUGGGCUGUCUCAAAAAUUCUUAACAGAUCAGUUUCAGAGCUUAGAAACUCUGAUUUCAGGUAAGUUAAAAUUUCCACUGGAAAGACUAACAUUACCAGCCAUCUCUGUAAAUGCUCAUGAACUACUGGCAGUUGUGGAAAGUAGCAGUGGCUUCAGCUGAAGGUGGCCUGACCCUGUACUUUCUCUCAUUACGUCUUACAGUAGUUCUUCCAAAUAGGUAGAACCUUACGAGGAUUUCCAUUUUGCUGGACAACCUCUGUCACUUAAUCCUUAAGUGACAGGCUAAAAAGAGGCUUAAGCUGUCAGGAAGCCCAAGUGUGUUUUCCCCACGUGAGAAGCUGAGAAGAUGCUGCAUAGCCUGGUUGUCCACUUGACUGGUCAGCAUUUUAUUGAGCACCUACAGUGUACUAGUUGCCUUGGGAUUGUGCUAGGUUCACGCUUCAGGAUAGGAGGCACAUUUUGUAAUCUGUGUCUCAAUUCAGUGCUGGGGGCGGGAUGUGCA
Balaenoptera acutorostrata (minke whale) is the source of this 7784-nucleotide messenger RNA. RefSeq names its product USP6 N-terminal like (gene USP6NL). The record is from RefSeq and is a predicted model, not a curated record. Lineage: Eukaryota; Metazoa; Chordata; Mammalia; Artiodactyla; Balaenopteridae. The coding region runs from base 136 to 2628 and encodes 830 amino acids. The transcript is spliced from 15 exons.